This is a messenger RNA of Leptomonas pyrrhocoris, 4715 nucleotides long. RefSeq lists its product as hypothetical. Gene Ontology annotation, molecular function: 3'-5'-RNA exonuclease activity; nucleic acid binding. The transcript has a single exon. The coding region runs from base 1116 to 4715 and encodes 1199 amino acids. Lineage: Eukaryota; Euglenozoa; Kinetoplastea; Trypanosomatida; Trypanosomatidae. Gene Ontology annotation, biological process: exonucleolytic trimming to generate mature 3'-end of 5.8S rRNA from tricistronic rRNA transcript (SSU-rRNA, 5.8S rRNA, LSU-rRNA). The record is from RefSeq and is a predicted model, not a curated record.
GUACUUUUGCCACUUCAUACAGCUUCGCGCUGUCCUUCCUCCCACACGCACGUUCCCCCACACGUUUCAAUUUACUGAUAGAGGUGACCGUAGGCGCGCUGCGGUUACGUUUCGCUACCGACAUCAUCGCAAACAAACAAAGGAAAGGAGGUGAUUACGAGAACGUAUGGAUUUGUGUGGUGUGCAGCGAACAGCAGUGCAGGAGGAGAUACACACUAUCAAAAAGAAAGCAGUUUAGAAUCCGCACCCAGUGAACGGAAGAGAAACAGACAUACCUAGAGGCACGGCAGCCGUGUGUGCUUGUUUGUGUGCUUAUCUUUUUUUCCCCUUUCAACCCCGGCACUUUUGUCUUCGCAUUUGUCGCAGUCACGCUCAGGAACUGAGACAACAUCGCCUUUGCAUCUUCUGCUCCUUCGCGAAACCGACAGAAGACGACGACGGACGUAAAACACGUAUUUUCCAUCUGUUGUUUUGCCGCGGCCAGUCUUUUGCUUUCUGGCUGCUUCCGAAGGCAUUGUCUCGUUGCGCUCUUGAACUCUUUCUUUCUUUACCUUUUUCCUUUUGAAACAAGAGAUAUAAGUGCAUCGUUACAAGAGCAGAGCAACAGAACGUUCCUGAAAACGCAGCUCGCUGGAACACUGGGUCUCGAUGUAUUGAUUCCGCCUUGUCACUUUGGUGAAUACAUAUAUCAUAUUUAGCUGCUAUACCUCUUCACUCUUGUGCUUUCGUGCGGUGCGCGAGGUCCUGCCAGCGAGCAUUGGAAUUGUCAUCGUAUACGCUAACAGAAGUUGACUUUUUUUUUAUUAUAUAAAGAACUUCAUUGCAUUCUUUUCCUUUUUUCUUCCUCUGCUACUCGACUCGUUGUCCGUGCGUGUGUGUGUGUGUGUGUGUGAUUCCGGUUCUUGUUUUUCUUUUCUCAUUUGAACGUCAUUAAGCCUGGCGUCAUACAUAUAUAACCCCCAUCUUUGGUCGGGCUCGACGUGCUACGUGAGAGCGAACUCUUUUCCGUUUGUCUCUUGUUGUUGGAGGUCUUCACCGUCCGGUCGCCCUCUCCACCGAUAGGAAGAAGGAACGCUUGUUUUCUUCUUUCUUUCUUUUUUUUGGGUUUCACGUCGAUGCUAUUCGCUCUCCCUGUCACUGACGUGAAUCACGGUGACAACUCCAUGUUGAGUGGCGGCAGGCCCACGGCAGCCGGAGAGAGCGGCGAUCGGCGGACACCUUCAUUGGUCCCGCUGUCGCACCGUCACGGCGGUGACCGUAGCAGGCGAUCGUCCUCCCCACUGGCGGUCUCCCCGGAGAGCACCGGCGCAGCGGAGCGGCAAGAAGUUCCCCCUCCUUCGCUUCCUCUUCCUGCUGCGGAGCGCAGCAAGGCGGAGUCCAUCAGCUCCUCGUGCUCGGCGGAGGUCAUGAACCCUCCUCCUCAACGGCAGUCCACGCAGCCGCGGGCGAUGUCCACGUCUCUCACGUCUGUGGGUGUAAAUGAGCAUAUUGACGCGGUGCCACAGCCGUCCACCAAAGCGGUAGUUGCUGCUGCUGUUGAGCUGCGAGCCUCUGCCUCCUCUUCGUCCCCAACAGCACUACCACAGUCAUUGAGGGCAGUUUCCGAUAGCGCGGAGCUCAGUAAGAGCCAUAAUCUUCAUUUGGGUGGGACAACCUCUGCGACCGCCAUCACAAAAGUCGAUGUGCCGGCGGCGGUGGCGGACGCGAGUGGGUCCAAGACUCCAAAGCGCGUGCUGAAGACGACCAGCACCACACAUGCGCAUCGCCGUGCCAACGAAAGUGGCGGCAGCGACAGCAGCGGCGGAGGCGUCGGCUCGCGUUCUGCGUCGGAGCGCUGCAAGGCCGCCCGCACGCUAGCCGCCGAGCUCAUGUCAGCCCUCAUGGAGCGUCCGCCGCAGACAGCCCAAAUCGCGCAGUACCGCAAGUCCAUGCGCUCCUCUGCCUCCUCUACCCCAAAGCCGGCACUGGAUAACGCGGCCGCUGCCGCCGUCGCAGUGGAUGGAAACUUGUGUGACUCCCUCGCAGAGUCCAGCAGCGCCGUCACCGCAGCCGCGGGAGGCGUCCGUGCUACAGCAGCCCCGUUGCCUUCCGCUUCGGCAUCGGCGGCGUCGCAUUCGUUUAUCGACGCUGUGCGGAACGGACGUGCCAAGUCGAGCCACACACCCUCUUCUUCCGCUUUCUCUUCUUCUGCCGCGGCUACUGCUGAACCCGUGUCGACAGCGGCGCAUGGAAAGACGGCAACGACCUCCCCAACGGUGGCCUUGAAGGCAAGCGGCGGCACCCCGCUGCAUGCACCGACCGCUGCACCCCCCACGGUCGACCACAACAGUAUACGACGGCGCAACGACUCCCCCAACCCCCUCUUGCUUCCCGCCGGAGCGACGGAGGGGUUUGGCAGGCAGCCGUUCGAGCUGAUGCCGGAGGACGCGUCUCGCAUUCCCGAGCUGUUGAGCGUUCUGCGCGAGAUUGCGCUCUCCGGCGCGUCGCUAGACCCGCUGUGCAGGCCGGCCAACUCCAGUGCGAGCACACCGCGGAGGAGCAACAAUAGCGGCAGCGCAACAUCAGCGGGGCCACCCGCAACUACUUCCGCAUCUCCACCAAAGAUGGCCACGACCGGGGCGGCGACCACGCCGCAGACCACCGGGACUGCCAACGGUACAGCUGCUGCUGCCUCCGGUGCGGUCGGCCCACCGAGGCCACCGCACGCGGUAGAGACGAACUACUAUGAGGAGCAGUGGCAGCGUGUGCGGGCACAUCUGCAGGCGGUGCGUGGUCUGGUGCUCAACCGACGUGAGCUCGCCAGCACGCUGGAUGAAGUACUGGGGGUCGACUGGCGCGUGACACCUGCUACCGCCGCCGCAGCGGUGGAGUCGGCAGAGUCGCAGCAUGGCACGGAGGGGCCAGGGAACAACGACCCACUGUCAGUGCCCACCACAGCAGCGGACGUCCUUCACAGUGCGGCGGAAAGAGUCACGGUGGAUGUGGUGGUGCCGGUCAUGCCGACGCCCGUCGAUCACGAUGGGCCGACGCGGCUCGCCGCGAAGGGAGAGAGAAGUGCAAAGGAAGGUGCAGCAGCGGCACGAGGUGCGACUUCAACAACGAACACCGCGGCUUCAAGGGACGACAACACUGGCGUGGGGAAUCGCACGAACACGACGGUGACGACAACCACCACUUUCACGAUGACGACCACCACCGUCACCACCACCACGAUCACUGCGACAACGUUGAACCACAAUGCCCGUCCUUUCCAGACUCGAACUCCGUCCACCUUUCAGCGGGCCACGAGCACGCAAAGUGGUGGUUCUCCUCCUCUUUCUACUCUGACGGGCAGCGCAUCGCCUUCUUCACCCCCAGUUGCAGUGGGAGGCGACAAGAGAGAGGACACUGCUGCUGCUGGAGCGCACCUUGGCGGCAACAUCCAUGCCGACGCCAACAACGCGUCCUCGUCAAUGCAGCAGCUCUCGGAGCUCAGCUCCACUUACUCCCCGUCUCAGCACGUGACGACCUUCCUGGAGCGCUCCACCCCGCCGGCGACGGGCCGACUGGCGGACGAGGGCGAUGCCGGCCUCUUCAACUUCCCCUCGACGCCGCUGUCCGAGGCGGCCGUGCCUUACCAGCCGUCGGUGACGCUCGUCGGCGGUACGAGCCCGCGCGGCGCCAACGCCUCCACAUCGAGCAGCCCGCCCUUCCAUUUGGAGUCGCGCGAGGAGAUGCUCCGACGUCGCAGCGCGGCCCCGAACGCCUUCUACGCCUCCAUGACGCACGGCGGGGCAACGCACUACCUGGGUGGCCCGCCCAGCGCAGCAACGACGCCCGGCACUUUCGUCUCCGCGUCUGUGCCGCCUGGCUCGCCGCCGUUUGCGCUGCCGGGCAGCGGGGCGCGCAGUAUGCCCGUCUCACCGCUGCUGAGCUACGGCUCGCCGGUCACCGCCGCUCAGUGCCCGUACGAUUAUGUUCUCGUCUUGGACUUUGAGGCGACGUGCGAGGAGCACCCGCCGCCCAACUACCUGUACGAGAUCAUCGAGUUCCCCGUGGUGUUGGUCGACGUGCGGCUGCAGCGCGUCGUGGCGGAGUUCCACCGGUUUGUCCGUCCCCGAUACAAGGUGGAGCUGAGUUCCUUCUGCAAGAAGUUAACGGGGAUGCGGCAGGCGGACGUUGACGCGGCGCCGUCGCUGGAGGAGGUGAUUUUGCAGUUUGAGCGCUGGUUCGCCCACACCCUGCCCCCGCACUCCCGGUGCGUCUUCGCGACGGAUGGGCCGAUGGAUAUGCGGGAAUUCAUGUACCACCACAGCGUCUCUCGUCAAGGCAUUCGCUUCCCCCCUCUCUUCUACCAGUACGUUGAUGUGAAGCAGAUCUUCGCGGGCUUCUUCCACUGCUCGCAGGGGAAGAUUAAAGCGAUGCUGGAGGUGCUGCACGUGCCGUUUGAGGGGCGGCUGCACAGCGGCUUAGACGACGCCCGCAACAUCGCCUCCAUCGUCAUUGCGCUGCUGCAGUACGGCUGUACGCUGUGUGAGGUGCCACUGAACAGGCUGCCCUUGAAUAGGCUGCUGCUGUCGAGUCCGACGGUCACGGCAGCAGACAGCGGGUCAACGCCGCUUUCGCUGCCGCCGUCCACCGCAGCGACAGGUUCAGGCCGACGCCGCCCAAACGGGGCGUCGCCCACCUGCAUCACCGCACCGUACGCGGUGGACGAGGACGAAUACUCCUACUAA